AUGGUGACGUCGGCGGUAGUAAUGACCGUCGUCUGGUCUUCCACCACGGCUGCAGACAGCAUAGGCUACUUCGUCGAUCUCUUCAACGUCUGCCUCUACGCCUCGCCCCUUGAGCUCGCUUGGAAGGUGCUGCGCACCCGCUCAACGUCGGGCAUGUACCUGCCGUUGAGCAUCACCAUCGCGGCGGCGGCGGCGCUGUGGGCGACCUACGGCUACCUUACCUCGGAUUGGUUCGUCGCCGCCCCGCAGUCGGUAGGCUUCCUGGCUGGGCUCGCGCAGCUGUCGCUGUUCCUGAGAUUCGGGAUCGCGGACAACAACCAACCGUCAGAGGGCCAAGCGCUGGAACCGGACGGCCAGUCAGGGGACAGAAGUAGUCCUCCUGGCCCUGGCGACGGCGCAGGCGCAGGAGUUCCCGCAGCAGCGGCAGGCGGUGGUGAACCGGGGAGGAGGCUGUCAGAUGGAUCCGAGCCACCAACAAGUGGCAGCCCUGGAGGCGAGGGGGGAAGGGUUGGGGGGGAGGGGGGACAGCUCAGAGAGCCCCUCAUCACGGGGACAUGA
Ectocarpus siliculosus is the source of this 558-nucleotide messenger RNA. The record is from the annotation of a GenBank genome assembly. NCBI's taxonomy places the organism in Eukaryota, Phaeophyceae, Ectocarpales, Ectocarpaceae.